This is a messenger RNA of Tyto alba (common barn owl), 3259 nucleotides long. It is a transcript of the gene ZDHHC7, whose product is annotated as zinc finger DHHC-type palmitoyltransferase 7. Gene Ontology annotation, biological process: peptidyl-L-cysteine S-palmitoylation; protein targeting to membrane. The transcript is spliced from 8 exons. Gene Ontology annotation, molecular function: protein-cysteine S-palmitoyltransferase activity. Gene Ontology annotation, cellular component: Golgi apparatus; endoplasmic reticulum. Lineage: Eukaryota; Metazoa; Chordata; Aves; Strigiformes; Tytonidae. The record is from RefSeq and is a predicted model, not a curated record. The coding region runs from base 273 to 1190 and encodes 305 amino acids.
GCUCUGCCCUUCCCGCUUCCGGCCGUCCGCGGCUCCGCGGAGCGCCCGGCGACGGGCACGGUGGCGGCGGCGGCGGUGGCGACGGUCCAGCGGCGGGGGGCUCGCCCCACCGCGCCGCCGGCACGGCGCCAGCCGCAGCUCGGAGGGCAGCGGGGCCGCCUCCGCUGAGAUUACAUCAGAUAUGACUAUGUGAAUAGCAUAGAGUAGCCCAAAGGAAAAACAUGAUGUCAGAAUAACAUACAAAACACUUGUGAGGGUAAGGCCAGAAAACCAUGCAGUCAUCAGGGCACAGAUUCCGUGAUGUUGAGCACCACCCGCUUCUUGCUGAAAAUGACAGCUAUGAUUCCUCUUCCUCAGAGGCCGACAUGGCAGAGAGGGUUUGGUUCAUCCGAGAUGGCUGUGGUAUGGUCUGUGCUAUAAUGACAUGGCUUCUGGUUGUCUAUGCAGACUUCGUAGUGACUUUUGUCAUGUUGCUGCCUUCCAAAGACUUUUGGUACUCUGUGAUCAACGGUGUACUCUUUAACUGCUUGGCAGUACUAGCUUUGUCAUCGCAUCUGAGAACUAUGCUAACUGAUCCAGGGGCUGUACCCAAAGGAAAUGCCACUAAAGAAUACAUGGAUAAUUUGCAACUGAAACCAGGAGAAGUGAUCUACAAAUGUCCAAAGUGCUGUAGUAUCAAACCUGAACGUGCACACCAUUGCAGUAUUUGCAAACGAUGUAUUCGAAAGAUGGAUCACCACUGCCCGUGGGUGAAUAAUUGUGUGGGGGAGAAAAAUCAGAGAUUUUUUGUUCUGUUUACGAUGUAUAUAGCCCUAAUUUCAGCUCAUGCGCUCAUACUGUGUGGGUUUCAGUUUUUCUCCUGUGUCCGAGGGCAGUGGACUGAAUGCAGUGACUUCUCCCCACCUGUAACUGUGAUCCUGAUGAUCUUCUUGUGCCUUGAGGGUUUUCUGUUUCUCACUUUCACUGCAGUCAUGUUUGGGACCCAAAUCCACUCAAUAUGCAAUGAUGAAACGGAGAUUGAAAGACUGAAGAGUGAAAAGCCAACAUGGGAGCGGAGACUACGUUGGGAAGGAAUGAAAUCGGUUUUUGGGGGUCAACCUUCACUCCUGUGGAUCAAUCCUUUUGCAGGAUUUCAAAUCAGGCGACUUCUACUGAGAGCAAAGAAAGGAGGACCGGAGUUUUCUGUUUGAGUCUAAUUAUGCUGGAACUUACAAGAAUACUAUAUAAUAUUUAUUUGGGGCCAGAGGAGGCUGUCUACAUAUAAUCUGUGACCAGGUGAAACUGAUAUCAGACAUUUGCUUGUAGCAAGCAGAAUUUUAUACGUUUAUUGUCACAGACAUCUCAUUAACUGUCAGAGACACGAACUGGAUCUGUAAUGGUCUUAACAGCAAGAUAACAAAGGAAAAGCACGUGGUCACACUAAAGAAGCCAAAUGUUGUCAUGCUACUGUAAUUUAUUUUGAGAUUAAUUAUCCAUUUUUGUUAAACCCUUUUUAUUUGAUAAAUGUUUGGGGAAUUACCUGUGUGUUUUUAUAAAAAGUAUAUACUUAGGUGCAGUUGUCAAUCAUAAGGAGGAGCAUUAUGAUGAAACAGAUCUCAAAUGAGACCUAGCCUUCUAAAUCCAGUUUUCAGGGAAUAGUGGUUUGUUCAGUUUUAAGUUCUAUUUCAGCUUGUCCUAAUAAACAGAGCUGUACUCUUGUGUCCCACUUCAGGCACACAUUCCUCAUAUGCAAGUGAUUCAAAGGACUGGUGCACACAACAGCGUAACACACCCGAGGCACUGUUACACCCCUGCCAAAUGUCUUCCCAGGCUCACAAAAGCAUGUCUUGUGAUUGGCAGUAUUAAUUUCAUACGACAUUCAGGUAAGUUCUAAAUCUUCAGUAAACAACACUUUUAAGUAACAGCUGUGGGCCAAAUUCUUCCCUCAGAUAUGCAUCUCCAAUUCUUAAUGCAUUGGUUCUAGAGGAACUUAAGUGUAGGUGGUUGAGGAUUAUAUCUAGUCCUCUGUGCAGGGGUGAGUGGGACCAGUGACUGUAUCUUCCUGUGUGAGACUCAAAUGAAUGUACUUCAGACUGGAGUUAAUUAACUGAAAACAGUUGUCUUUGUAAAGUCUUGCUCUGCCCCUUUGUUGUUGUACAGACUUUUCAUAGAAGGAAAGCUGUUAACUUAAUGAUCCCUUGAACAAAGACAUUAGUGAAAUGAGGGAGGUUGCCUCUUUCUCAAGUACAACAGCUUAAAUGUAGAAGGAUCUGUAAUAGAAGGAAUUAUUUUGAAUUUAACCAUUUUCCAACCAAAACUACUUUCAAGAAAUGAGAGCAAUAUAGAUCUAGAACUGCUUUAUGUGGGCCUGACAAACAACAGUAGUGCUAAGAAAUGUUGAUAAAUCUGCAAACAAUGAAAUACAAGCUGCAAAUAAUGAAAUUCAGCUGAAAGUUGGAUUCUUUAAAAAUUAGAUUUAGACUAUUUUUUGUAGUAUUGUUAAUCUGUUCUAUAAAUUACUGAUAAUGUAAAGGAUAAAGCAGGAGCCUUGAUGCAUAGCUUGAAAUUGUGCCUAGAAAGUAAAUAGCUCCCUGUUCUGGGACUUGCCUUAAAAUUGUCCUGUUCUUGCUUUUGCUUCGCCAGUAGCACUGAUGAUCUGUCCCACCUCAAGCAGUUCAACGUGCUGAAGAAUCUUGCAGUAUAAAGUUUACGUACUAGAGAAGCUAUACUUUCUUUUUUUCAGUGACCUGCUUCUCCUUUUCUUUGUAACUGUCUGUGGCAUCUUGAUUCCAGCUUCAUUGGGUUUUAUACCAUUGGGUGGGUGAAAUUACUAAGGGAUCCAUUUAUUAUCCAUGGCCCUGUGAACAAAACUGUGCAAUAUUAUAUAAUAUGUUCACUUUGCUUGGGGGAGAUGGUGUGUAACACUGGACAAUUUCUAGGUGGACACAUCCAAUGACAUUGCAGUCAAAUGAACAAAACUACAUCUCAUGUAACUGAGGGGAAAGUUGGAAGUUGUACAAGAAUCUUUGCAUAUUCAGUUGCACAUCUUAAAGAUUGAGAAAAAAAUGUGUCUGGCUUUGUCAUGAGGCUCUUAAUGUGUAUAUUGAUUAAUAAAAUAUCCUGAGGAAAAUCAGAAAAUAUCACUUCAAGCGGUUGAACCCUGUGACUUAGCAAAUGUGUGCGUGUGUGAAAUCAGGUUUACUUGGCUUUUCAAACCCUUGUUAUGUUGUAAUUUUUUUAAUGUAAAAAAGAAUAAAGUAAUGAAGUAUUAGUUGAUUAA